GGUAUUCUCAUGGUGGGAGCUGAGACCAGGUGGUGGAUGGGCCGACCUUCGUUGACCGACUCGGACAAUGGAGUCUUGCUAAAAUCAUGAUCAGGAGGGUAGGCCGGCAACACCACAGCACAACCCUUUGUUUCAACACACAGAAUAGGUCUACCAUACCACUGGGAGUUCCCCACUGUACUGCUUGCGCAGGAGUUCCUGCAGUCUCUUUUGUCUGUAUCAAUAAACAUCCAUUGAAAGAGAUGAUGUUGUGUGGUGCUCGG
Geodia barretti is the source of this 263-nucleotide messenger RNA. NCBI's taxonomy places the organism in Eukaryota, Metazoa, Porifera, Demospongiae, Tetractinellida, Geodiidae. The record is from the annotation of a GenBank genome assembly.